UAGCGCGUGUGUGCGUUUGUGACCUGGGUGACGUCAGGUGUCCCCGCCCCGUCGCCGGCAGCAGGGUGUGCGCAGCAGGGAGGGGGAGGAGCGAUCGUUGGCAGCCGGGGACAUGGAACAGCAGCAUCCAGCCAACAUCCACCGCGGGGACUGAUCUCUCCUCUCUGCCGUCCUGACAACAUGGCUGCCCUGCUGGUGAGAGGCUGCCUGACGCGUCCCUCCUGGGCGGCCCGGACCCCGCUGGCAGCGCACGCAGGUCUGGUCACGGAACGUGUCUGUCUUGGCUGCACUUCUCUACGGUUGGUGAAUCACAGAAGUUCACAUUUUCGAAGUUGCACGGUUGCCCAUCCAGUUUACAUUUCACUAAAAGACGGGGGUAACGGGUUUUCAUGGACUAACAGACCUGAAAGAGCCUAUUUUAAAGUCCACAGUUCAUCACCAACAUGGAGGAGCCUGGCCGGCAGCGGCAAUUUAGGAGCCCAGUGCCUGUCAGUCAGGGGAUUGCACUCUUCCAGCCCCCGUUACGAUGACUCUGUGGUAGAAAAAUCACUGAAAUCUUUGAAGGACAAAAAUAAAAAGCUUGAAGAGGGGGGUCCUGUUUAUAGUCCAAAUACAGAAAUGGAGACUGUAAAGAAAUCUAUAGGACAGCGGGUCAUGGACGAGUUAAAGCACUACUACCAUGGCUUUCGUCUUCUCUGGACUGACACCAUAAUAGGAGCCAGAAUGUUGUGGCGAAUUCUCAAUGGGGCCGCCUUAUCUCGAAGGGAAAGGAGACAGUUCCUGAGGAUAUGUGCUGACGUCUUUCGACUGGUCCCCUUCCUAGUCUUCAUUAUAGUACCCUUCAUGGAGUUCCUUCUGCCAGUUGUAUUGAAGCUGUUCCCAAAUAUGCUGCCUUCUACGUUUGAGACCACUUCCAAGAAGGAGGAGAGACUGAAGAAAGAGCUGAGAGUGAAACUGGAAUUGGCCAAGUUCUUGCAGGACACUAUUGAGGAGUUAGCGUUGAGGAACAAAGCUGCCAAAGGAGAUGCGACUACAGAGUUCUCCACGUUUUUCCAAAAGAUCCGUAACUCCGGGGAGAGGCCCAGCAACGAGGAGAUUGUGCGGUUCUCCAAGCUGUUUGAAGAUGAGCUGACCCUGGACAACCUGACCAGGCCACAACUGGUUGCUCUGUGUAAACUCCUGGAACUUCAAUCGAUUGGGACGAAUAACUUCCUUCGGUUCCAGCUCACCAUGAAGCUGAGGUCCAUUAAGGCGGAUGACAAACUGAUUUCGGAUGAAGGAGUGGACACGUUGAAUGUGAAAGAGCUGCAGGCGGCAUGUCGCGCCAGGGGCAUGAGAGCGCUCGGUGUCACAGAGGAGCGGCUAAGAGAGCAGCUGAAACAGUGGCUGGAACUACAUUUAAAUCAGGAAAUCCCCACUUCAUUGCUGCUCUUAUCCAGAGCCUUGUAUCUCCCGGACACACUCUCGCCUGCUGAUCAGCUAAAGUCAACCCUGCAGACCUUACCAGAGAGCGUGGCUAAAGAGGCCCAGGUGAAAGUGGCUGCAGUGGAGGGGGGCAAGGUGGACAACAAAACCAAGCUGGAAGCCACACUCCAGGAGGAGGAAGCGAUUAAGAAGGAGAAGGAGAUGGACAGGCUGGCUGAGGUUGCCAAGGAGAGCUUACAGACUGCAGCUAAGGUGGAGGCACAGCCCGCUCCUGAGCUGGAACCAGUGUCUGUGGAUGUGAGUGCCGAAGCUAGGCCCGACGUGGCUCCGGUGAGCGUGUCUGAUCAAGCGGAGGUACUGAUAGACACUGCACCCGUCUUGGGGGGUAUUAAGGGUGAAGAAAUAACGAAGGAGGAAAUUGACAUUCUAAGUGAUGCCUGCACCAAGCUGAAAGAGCAGAAGAAACUGUUGACAAAGGAAAAGGAAGAGCUGUCCGAGCUGAAGGAUGAUGUCCAGGAGUACAGUGAGGAUCUGGAGGAAAUAAAGAAAGAGCUUUCAAAGUCUGGACAAGAGACUGUUGUGGAGGAAACCAAGGCAAGCAAGAGACUAACGAAGCGUGUGAACCGCAUGAUUGGUCAGAUCGACAAAAUCAUAACUGAGCUAGAGAACGAAGACCAGGUGUUGGAUGAACACACGGGAGGUGGCCUUGCCCCACCUGUUGGAUUGUAUUUCGCCUUUAGGGAAAAUCUGGUCAGCAUCAACGAACUCAUAAACAUCAUGAGACACAUUCAGAACAUCCCGGAGCAAAAGCUCUUGAGACUGGCUGAGGCCUUGGAUGAAAACCGGGACGGGAAGAUAGACCUUGACGAUGUGGCAAAGGUAGUGGAACUGAUCGACAAGGAGGACAUCGACAUCUCCACCAGCCAAGUGGCUGAGAUUAUGGAGCUUCUGCAGAAAGAAGACAAGCUGGUAGAGAAGGAGAAAGCAAAGGAAAAAGCAGAGAAGGAGCAAGCGGCCGAAGUGCAGAAUUAAGCCUGGAAGCCAGAUGACAUCAGAUCCACGUGUUCUUGCACAUCUUGUCAGUCAUUCAAGGCGCCACUACGUGGUUUCCAAUGGUUUUCAGGUGAUUUAAUUGCCAAGCGACAUUAAUAUGCACUGUUAUGGAGUGAAAUAAAGGCUUCCUCUAGUCAUUUACGAUCAUUCCAUCAGUAUCAGGCUUUUUAUUUUUUCCCUAAACGAGACUACUGCAAAUUGUAUUUUUAUUUUUUUCUAUUUGGUCACCCUAAAAAAAAUAAAAAAAAAUAAAAAUUGGAAAUCAUAAAUAGAGCGGCAAAAUGAUAUAAAAUCACAAAGCACAAUUAAAAAAUUUUGUAAUUUCUUUUAUUUAGUUAACGCAUCCCUCCAUUUUUGGUUUAGUGUUUAGGUGUAUAGCAGAGCCUUUGCGUCAUUUCACCGCUGGUUCUGUGAGCAUUUAAGAUUGAAACCUUUUAAGUAUUGCUCUUUUUUUUUUUUUUUGACGCUCUUGUGUUGUAUAUUGGCCUUUUUUUAUAUAUAUAAUAAAUCUAUCUCUCUAUAUAUUUGAAUUUUAAUUUAAAUUCAUGAGGCUGCCUUGCCGGCAGAGAGUCUAUUACUGUGGUUUAGUAUUUGCUUAUUUUUUUAUUUCUUUUAUGAUUUUUUUUUUUUUUUCGAGAAAUUGCCUUCAUUCAUAGAAUAUAAAAAUCCUGCUAUUUAUUCCGGGAACAAACCUGCGGUGCUUUUUUGAGUUCAGCGCCAGGAAUGUCUUUUUAUUUCCACGCAUUUUAUUACAGCAGUACUUUAUAAUCUCUCACUGGCUAGUAUAUUGCGUCCAGUCAUUUUAUACUAUUAGUAAAUCUUGUUUGGGUCUGGUGCGAAAUAAAGGGCCGGAUUCAUGUUUGUAAGUAAAGAAUAAAGCAAGCAAAACCAUGCUGCACUGCUGGUGGGGCAGAUGUAACGUGUGCAGAGAGAGUUAGAUGAGGGUGGGGCGUGUCCAAACUGAAAUCUAAAUUGCAGUGUAAAAAAAUAAAGCUGUCAAGUAUCUGUGGGCUACAUGCAAAAGCAGACAGUAUUCAUCCUGCACAGAAAAAAUAUAACGCAUCCAAAUCUAAUUUAGUUUUGCACAGUUGCUUGUUUUUUUUGCUUUACUUACAAACAUGAAUCAGACCCAAUGUUCCCAAUACCUUCAGGCGUCUGACAGGUAUUUAGGUAGAUAAUUAAACUAGAACAGUUUAUUUGGCUUGCUUUAAGUCUGUACAGAGUGUAACUGCUGCUUUCAUAAGAAAUGAGAACAAUGUCUGUAAAACAUAUCCUUCUGAAUGUACACUUCCUUUCAUAGGGAUUGCAAUGUAUUUACUUAUUUUAAAGAACUUCCUUAAACCAAUGGUGUUCAUGAGAAAUAUUCAGUUGUAUUAGAGUAGGGUCAUGCUACACUUAGGGGACCACUAAUCCGGAAAUACAUUUGUUUCUAAAAGCGCAACUUUUUUUUCUUCACAUUACUGUUUUUGUUGUGGUUUUUGUGUUUUAUAAUGAAACUUGAAUUAGCGGUUUGCUUUAAUGUGUAGCAAAACUUCUAAGCUCCCAUACAGGGAGCCUUGCCUUCUUUUUUUAAAGCUAUCUGAAUGUAGAUUGCCAAAAGCGACCGUCAGGAUCAGAAGAUGAAAUUAAAAUUUGCUUUAGUGUCAAUGCUACUCUCAUUACUAAUACCUUUUUAAAAUCGUUUGAUGUAUGAUGCAGACAAAAUCUCCUUAUGGUUCGAAAAGUGUCUUUAGGCCGAAGACCUUUUGAGCUUUUCCUAUAUUGCCUAAUAUUAUACGUAAACCAGAGGUUCCCAAACUGUGUGCCGUGGCUCCCUGGGGUGCCUUUGGGACACUUGCAGGGGUGCCCUGGGUUGGUGGUCCAGGACCAAUUCAAAUUAUUCAUGGUCAAUAUAAUAGGCAAAACCAGUGCUGGUGGCUGCCAGUCAUAAAAUGUGGCCAAACAGAAACAAAUCUUGUCCCUCACCACACAACUGAUCCUAAGGAUGACCUAUAAACGCAAUGUACUUAAUGUAAUAUUUCUUUCUAAAUUUCUCAAUAGGAAAUUUUUGGCCUAGGGGUCCCGUGAAAAAAAAUUCUGAUAUUCUAGGGCGCCGUGAUUCAAAAAAAGUUUGGAAACCACUGGCGCAAACUCUAUUAUAAGGAGCCGUUAAUAGGAAACUAAUCUCUGCAGUGACCUCUAGCUGUGGGGAUGGGGAUUACACCUCAUGAUCGGAGAAGGACACUGCCUUGCUUUUUUAAUGAAUUAUUGGCCCCUAAUCUGCCGAUGUGUAUCAUCUGGGCCUUUACUGCAGCGUCUAUAUUGGAAGACUGACCUGAAUGUAACCCCUGCACAGAACAGCGCAUUAUACAGUACAAUUACAUCAUUAGCGAUGGAAGUUCUAUAAAAUAACUGGGUUUUUGUUUAAAAUUAAAAAAAUUAUAUUUUUUUUGUGUGAAAAAUUUAAAUUUGUUACAUGUGUUUUUUUGGGGUUUUUUUGCAAUUGAUUUAUGGUUUUGUUUUUUUCUUAAUCUGUUGGCCAGUGCACUUAUCAUGGAGCUGAAUGCUCUCAUCAAAGUAAUGUAACUCAUGCUUGUGUGUCUGUAUAGAGGAUGUUGGUCUGUACUUGGUUUUACAUUCUGGUUUAUCUGAUUAUUGUAUUCAUACUUGCGGUGCCUUUUGCGCCAUGUCCUCAGAUGCCUAAAGUAGAUCUCAUAAGAUAAGGCUAUACCUGUGCUGUGCGCCCACAUCCUAGAUACCAAAGACUGGUUGUCAGUAAGUAAUUUUACUGACAUGCUAAUUUCAUUAGAACCCUGAUCUCCAUUGUUUUUUUUUUUUUUUUUCUUGGCAAGUUUAAUCUGCAUUUUAGUAUAUUAAUACAUACCUCCCAACAUGACCCUCUCCAGGAGGGACACGAUGCUCUGCUCCUGGACUUUUCUCUUAAUGUAUGAUUGCCAUCACCUGUGCUGAAACACCUUUCUUAUCCAUUAACCUGUUCAAAACAGGUGAUGGCAAUCAUAAAUUAAGAGAGAAGUCCAGAAGUAGAGCAUUGUGUCCCUCCUGGAGACGGUCAUGUUGGGAGGUAUAUUAAUAAGACUUUCACCUCAAUCAUUUGAUUAGUAGUUUAGCUGAUUUAAUGUAGUUUUCAUUAAAUUUUCCAUAUUAACUGGAAACGGAGUACGUUGUGUAUAAUACAAUAAUUCCGUGAGCACGGAACUGUAAGAUACAUGCUUAUAUCCUGUAUAUUUCAUAGGUAGGCUAGAACAGGGAGUGAUGUCUAAACUGGAGAAAUAUUACAAUUAAAAGUACAAAAUAAGAUAUAAAUGCAACAAACGCCACAACCCUGUCCUAAAGGCGGUCCUGCUUGGGACACCUGAGUUAAGGCUUUGUGUUUAUCUAGAACUUCUUUUCUGUAGUCAAGUGAUGGAAAUGAAGAAUAGAAUGUUCUCAUCAAUGACUGCACAGCUCACAAUAGCUUUAGCAGAUCUGCACGGUCCCUGGGAGACGGGCGUGAAUCACUCCCUGAUUAUAGAUGAUCAGUAAACCACAGAAUGGAACCUCCGCACUCCAGAAAUAACACUCAAUAACUUGACGCAACUUUUUUUUUCUUUCUAAAUCCAAUUUAAAUUAUGAAUAUCAGAAAUGUUGUGGAUUUAAUUUAAAUAAAUUUGUUUUGCUUUUUUUCAUCCA
This is a messenger RNA of Pseudophryne corroboree (corroboree frog), 6147 nucleotides long. RefSeq names its product leucine zipper and EF-hand containing transmembrane protein 1 (gene LETM1). Gene Ontology annotation, molecular function: calcium ion binding; ribosome binding. Gene Ontology annotation, cellular component: mitochondrial inner membrane. The record is from RefSeq and is a predicted model, not a curated record. Lineage: Eukaryota; Metazoa; Chordata; Amphibia; Anura; Myobatrachidae. The transcript is spliced from 14 exons. Gene Ontology annotation, biological process: intracellular monoatomic cation homeostasis. Bases 181 to 2457 code for a protein of 758 amino acids.